CCACCUUCCAAGGUCUCCGAGAAUGGAUCCCCCAAGGACAUCUUGGCUAAAGUUUGGCCCAAGGCUCCCGCACUCGUGGCCUCUGCGCGUUUGGGCGUGGCAUGAGGCAUGGUAGCCACGCACGCCGUCGCGCGGACUUGCCCAUCCGCUAUCGCUCCUCUCGCGGUGUUUUGGCUGCUGGCCAGCCUUGCACGUGGCAACGCGACUGACAAUAUCUAUGGUAUGAGCAAUGUCUUGAAUAACACCGCCAGCCAUCGCCUUGUCAGCUUUUUUUGGGGCAGUGGCUGUCACAAUCUGUGGAGUGCAGAUGUCACGCGAGCCUGGGUAGUACAAGAGGUCAUACCUUUUGAAGUGGACUUAACGCACUGGCGGUUUCAAGUUCAAAUUGACUUUCGCAGAUCUCCUUUUGCAGAAACAAGGGAUGAUCUCAUUUCGCAGAGUUUCGCAGGCAGGGGUAUUGUUUCAACCGAUCUGAACAACAAUGGCAUUUGGACGGUGCUGUCGGGAGGUCCUGCUGUCAUCCACUGCGACCCAGUGGAUGAUGAUCUGGAUGCGGUCCACAUCCCCGUCGAAACUCCUGGUGGCAAGAUUUACUUCACGCUCUCCUUGUGCUUCUUGGCGGGUACGUUUUGGUAUUUGCGGCAGCUUGUUUUUGUCAAAGGGGAAGAGUAUCAAUAUAGGUGGUUGCAUGUAAGUGGUCUUGUGCCCGUAUUGUUAUAUCUCGUUACGCACAUGGUUGUCGCGUUCAGGCCGGCUGAGUUGUGGUGGGAUUGGUCUAGAUACAUGAUGCGUUCUCCUGGUUCGGUGAAGAGAGUCGAGGUGCAGGGGGUUCGGAGCGGAAUCAAAUUGGAAGACAUAAAGAGAUUCGCUUUAUCAUAUUUGCAGGUGCACCACACCUAUCUCCCCACUUCCGACAACUGUCAGGCCUACGCACGUGCAUUGGCAGAAUACGUGGGCAACGGUGGAACACAGUUGCUCAUACAGACGGUUGCAAACGCCGUUGGCGAGCCAUUCAUGCUUCGCUUCUUCGUGCAUGUAUGUCUAGUCAUUUCCUUAUUUGUGAUGAGCAAUAUGUUUAUCCUGAGCAUGAACAGCGAAUAUAGUGCGGACAUCGCCUGCCAGCGUAUAACAAACAUGUGCCUGUCUGAGCUGCCUAAGAGGUGGGCUGACACGCUGUCUAACAUCAUCGGCUUGAGCAGGUAUCUUGUGGUGCUUCAACUGUGCAUCAGUGUGGUCUGUGGUAUGUUCGCAGCCGUCUUGGGAGAUGUAAGUCUGCUACCUAUCUGUAUCGCAAUGCUCAUGUUCGGACUCUGGUCCGCGUGCAGUGGUUUGUUCUUCGGGCUUGUGGACAAUCCCCCACCCCUGCCGCAAUGUUUUCAGACAGUCGCGCAGGAAAAAGCAAUGCUCAGGCUGUGUAAGUUCUAUGUGAUCACGUAUCUCAUCGUGGCCGUCCUCUACUGCACGUUGCCUGACGUGCGCCAGGACAUAUAUAAGCGGAAUCACACUAUUGCGAUCAUGGAGAAUGUGUUGUCGUUGUUCUGGAUCAUGGCGUCCGCGCAUUUGCUGUAUACAGAAUUUCUUACACAACUGCCUCCACUGCCUGAGUAUCAUGACUGUGCCAGGGCCCUGGCCUAUGAGUAUCAUGCCAUCCCGUCAGAAGGAACAACAGAAGAAGAAACAGAAGACGAAAGAGAAGAAGAUCUUUGCCCAUUGCGGCCAGCCAUCGAGGAAGAGUUGACCGUAGAACAGCGAAUGAAGAUCGAUAUGGGUAUUGAAGCUGCGAGUGCGGCGGCAGAGUUUGCGGCGAUGAUUGGAGAUGCCGAUUACGUAGUAGCAUUCUGGAGGGAAUUGGCUGUUGUGGAAGCACACUGUCCAAUGAUUGGACGCGCAGAAAUCAUCACCCGCUGCGACGACCUGAACGCGAGCAGAGGACAUCCGAGGCUCUGGGACUUGGUCGGCAUGGACCCUUUUCCAGUGCGACUCGAAAGGAGGACAGAAGGAGAAGCUGCGAACCCCAGCGAGAGAAGCCCAGAGCAAUUGGCCGUACAGCGCUUCAUGGCCACUGUCAAUGCGGGCCAGAGGGCGCAUCGGCCUCUCCGUGCAGUAGCCACGCAGUGCUCGACGCAGGCUAGGUCCGUGUUUGUCCGUGUCGAUGCGGUUAGUCCGCGGAUAGAGAUAGAGGAAGAACAAAUGUAUGCAGGUGUUUAUGCUGCGACUGCGGCGGCGGAAUUUGCGGCGAUGAUUGGAGAUGCCGACUGCGGAGCAUUGGUAUUCUGGAGGGAAUUGGCUGCUGUGGAAGCACACUGUCCAAUGAUUGGACGCGCAGAAAUCAUCACCCGCUGCGACGACCUGAACGCGAGCAGAGGACGUCCGAGGCUGCGGGACUUGGUCGGCAUGGACCUUCCUCCAGUGCGACUCGAAAGGAGGAUAUAAGAAGAAACUGCGAACCCCAGCGAGAUAAGAGCAAUUGGCCGUACAGCGCUUCAUGGCCACUGUCAAUGCGGGCAGUCCGCGGAGAGAGGAGGACAAGACGUCCUGAACGCGAGCAGAGGACCGAGGCUGAGGGAUUUGGUCGGCGGCGACCCUCUCCCAGUGCGACUCUGCUGUAGACGAUGUGAGGUUGCACUGCAAGCCAUAGUCAAUGAUUAGCGGACCGCUGAAAGUACGGCUUCUCGAGCUGACCGAAAAAAUGUUGUGGUUCAGCGGGGGGUUGGGUGGGGCGAUCGGUAUGCGCCUCUGCCAGACAUCGAGACGCAAGCACGAAUUUAGCAGUUUCGCUGGAGCACCUGAAACUGCGUCCGCCGUUGGGGCUCGACACUUUUCGGUUGGCGGCGAGGCGUUGUGUUUGGAGUUAUAGUUGAAUUCGUUAUUAUAGCAUGAAGCCUGCGACGCACUCGCAUGCCAUUAUCAUAGAUAUAUAGUUUCACCUUCCACGUCUGGCUUCCUGUGAGUGUUACCCAGGGGUCUCUGUAGUUACGGCUUGCGGCAAGCGGUAAGAAAACACAAACCAUGCUAGGGAUAAGCGGUACGCGCUCAGCCUCCGCCUGUUGCAUUUACGAUUACGGCUUAUUGUAAGUGGAGGUUCCAGGAGAGUAAAUAUGCUCCUCUCCGCCUCAUCUUACACUUGCCUCUCUCGCUGCCUUCCUUGCCAACCCUUGACCCUGCGGUUUCGUACCGCAGCUAUUUGUGCUUACAGGGU
Molecule: messenger RNA, 3199 nt
Organism: Prorocentrum cordatum
Lineage: Eukaryota; Dinophyceae; Prorocentrales; Prorocentraceae
Source: the annotation of a GenBank genome assembly